AUGCUAUCGCCUAUUGAUGGAGUUCAAUACCAAAACAAUGUACAUUAUCGAGCUUGUGCAGUGAAAUAAACAUCUGGAUACUGUUAGGAAAUUACGUCUUGUAAACAUACUGGCUAUUUAUAAAAAUAUAUAGGUAUUUCAGUUUAAUACUAUAAAUGUGUAAUUGACCGUGAAUCGAGGUAUAUUCACUUAAAUCAGCUUUACUUUCGAAACUGUGAUCAGGAAUGAUUUCGCCACCGAAGGAAAAGGGGUCUGGGUUUGGCAGUAAGGGGCUGCACAAAAUACAGAACAUGCUUCAUCACCGGCCCCGGGCAUCGUCACUCGGACAGAAAGACAAGCCGGAGAAACAUGGACACGUACAUGGCAAUGGUGGGGAGAUUCAGUGGUGCUUCUCACAGGUUAAGGGUACAAUCGAGGAUGAUAUCACAGAAGCGGAUAUCAUAUCAUGUGUAGAGUUCAACCACAAUGGAGAGCUCUUGGCCACUGGUGACAAAGGAGGGCGUGUUGUCAUAUUCCAGCGCGACGGAAAGGGGAAUCCUCAUUUCCAUGCUCGUGGGGAAUACAACGUGUACAGCACCUUCCAAAGUCAUGAGCCAGAGUUUGAUUAUCUUAAAAGUUUAGAGAUUGAAGAAAAGAUCAACAAAAUACGCUGGCUUCAACGCAGCAACCCAGCUAACUUCCUCUUGUCUACAAAUGACAAAACAAUAAAGUUGUGGAAGGUCACAGAAAGGGACAAGAGAGCGGAAGGCUACAACCUGAAGGAUGAUGCUGGGAUCAUGCGAGAUCCUACCUCAGUCAAUACACUCCGCAUCCCCAGCUUCAAACCCAUGGAGCUGCUGGUAGAAGCUAGUCCUCGCCGUAUAUUUGCCAAUGCUCACACAUACCACAUCAACUCCAUCUCGGUGAACAGUGAUCAGGAGACAUACCUGUCCGCUGAUGAUCUACGCAUUAACCUUUGGCAUCUAGAAGUCACAAAUCAAAGUUUCAACAUUGUAGACAUCAAGCCGGCCAACAUGGAGGAGCUAACUGAGGUGAUUACAGCGGCCGAGUUUCAUCCCACCGAGUGUAACCUGUUUGUGUACAGCAGUAGCAAGGGAACCAUACGCCUCUGUGAUAUGCGGGAACAAGCACUGUGCGACAAACAUGCCAAACUGUUUGAGGAGCCUGAAGAUCCAACGAACCGUAGCUUCUUCUCCGAGAUCAUAUCCAGUAUAUCUGAUGUGAAAUUCAGUCAUAACGGCCGUUAUAUGGUCACCAGAGACUACCUGUCAGUUAAAGUCUGGGAUCUACAGAUGGACUCAAAGCCCAUAGAGACUUUUCAAGUACACGAGUACCUAAGGAGUAAACUGUGUUCCCUUUAUGAGAAUGACUGUAUAUUUGACAAGUUUGAAUGUGCUUGGAGUGGAAAUGAUAGGCACAUAAUGACUGGUUCAUACAAUAACUUUUUCCGCAUGUUCGACCGAGAAUCAAAGCGUGACGUUACACUGGAGGCCAGUCGGGAGAACGUGAAGCCAAAAACUGUACUGAAACCUCGAAAGGUGUGUAGUGGGGGCAAACGCAAGAAGGAAGAGAUCAGUGUGGAUUGUUUGGACUUUAAUAGAAAAAUCCUACAUGCUGCCUGGCACCCCUUGGAUAAUAUUCUAGCUGUAGCAGCAACAAAUAACUUGUAUCUAUUUUCUUCCAAAGAAUAGAGGAAAAUUUGUGGAAAAUUGGAGUUAUGAAAUGGCCAAUGAAUUAUAGUUUCUUUGUGAAAAAAGAUAAAAAGUCAAGACAAAAAGGGAACCAGAUACAGGAAAGUAGUCUGCACACAAGUUGCUGAUAAGUGUAAGAUCAUGAACUUUCAAUAAGGACUUUUCUGUUUAAUCAUACAACCCACCUCAGGAAUGCAUUUUCUAAUUAGUUGUUUUUUUAAGCUUGUAUCAAAGGAGCCUCCCCUUAAGAAUUUAUAUUGCUUUCCAGGGGUGGGUUUGUGUGUAUUUUACAUGGAAUAGCCCUAUUAUGUCUUCGUACAGUAUUUGUUGACUUGCAUGUGAAAUGUUUAACUCUGGGAAAUAUGUUCAGCUAAUGGUCUGUUGCAUUUAGUCGUGAUGGUUCUGGUAUGUUAUUUGCCGAAAAUGUGUUCCUUACUUGUGAUAACUGUUAACUAGGAUUGUAUCUUGUAAUGCUGGAAUACAGGCAUGUCCGUUAAACAGAGAUAAAUGUCUGAAAUGUAUUUCAAUGAUAUGGCAUUGUAAACGGCAAUAAGCAUUCUGUCUGUUGUAAAUGUUGUAUUUCUUUAUAAGCAUGAAAUCAGUUUUUCAAAACUUACCUAUAUUUACCUUGAUUUUUGUCCUUCUGUUUUACUUUUGGAUUUAUAUACUCUGAACUGUGCUACAUUUUCAAUUUAUUUCCUGCUAUAUAUUAUAAGUGAUAUUUUGCUGGUGUAAUAGUCUACUCUUACAAGCAAUUCGGUAUAAAAUCAAAAAGAAUUGAAAGUUCAAUGCUUUGGUUAACACCAUAUGAUUAUUAGUAUUUAAUGUUUGUAUGCUAUUGUAAUUUGGAAUAUCAGUCUGGUGUGUUUGCUAAGAGCAGAAGGAGCUGAGUAGCCUGUACAUGUUGUUAAUGUAGGAGUCUGUCGGUCAUUCCAGGAUGGUGUAAAAUGGUGCAUAAAAUAGUACACUGUUGGAUGUUUGGUGCAUGAAUACAUUUAGAUGCAACAAUGAUUUGUUAUUUUUUGUACAUUUUAUUGUUGACAAUAUUUAUUAUCUAAUACUUGUUUGUGGCAUACCAGGUGGCAUAUCCAUAGGAAAAUAUGCCUUUGAUAAAGUAUACUUCUUUUGUGCAUUUGAGGAUAAGGCUCAUGUGAUCGUUAACAUAAUCAACUUUUAAAUAUCAUUCAUUCGAUAACAACAACUACAAUUCUCACUUGAUGUACUGUACCGGUACGCCUUUGUCUGAAACUAUUUAACAAUCAUCGAAAUAGACUUCGGAUGAUCAAAUACUAGUGCUUGGCAUCAACAUUCUUAUCAAGCCCUGCUAUAUAAAAUCCAGAAUUUCAGCAAGCCCAGAAAGCAUUUGACCAGUGCAGGGCUUGCUGGCUUGUGCUAGUUUUGACCACUGAUUAACUGAAAUAAUGUAACUGUCAUAAAAUGAUGUGACAUUAAAUGAGGUACCAUGAUGCUAUUAUGAAAUGCCUGUCCUGUUAAGGUUGAGGAUAGUGAGGGCAUAACAGUGUUUUUGCUGCUUUCUCGAGUUAGACCAUCUUAUGUUUUUCUUCUAUCAUUCCACAAUGGUACACCAGUAGGGAAGCCUUAACCCUCAGUUUACUGUGAUAAGAAUAAAACAAUAUCAAGUAGUGCUCAUAGUACUGUUAUAUACUUUUGUGGAGAAGAAGCCCAGCGAAUGAGUACUGGAUUGUUAAUGUUACCAAAUACACAGUCCAAUUGUUAAGGAUUGAUAUAUGCUAUGUUGUAAGCCUUAGUCAUUUCUUAGAUGAUACCAAUUAAGUGCUAAUUAUUUUAAGUACAUGAACAUUAACUUCAUUCUGCAUUACACUGUUCUAUUGUUAAGGGAAUGUAUGCCAUGUUGGAAGCCUAAGUCAUUUCUUAAAUGAUACCAAUUAAGUGCUAAAUGUAUAUUAACUUCAUUCUAUAUUCUGUGCUCAUAAAAUAUUGGCUCAUAUUAUAUAAAAGUGUGGUAUACGUUGAACUUGCAUACACGCAACACAGUCGGUAUUCACUAAUUCCUCGGGUCCAAGUUUAAGGCUAAAAACACAAAACUGUACAUCUUGAUUUCCCAGUAAAAUAAUCGUAUCAAGUAAAACAUUAAUGUUAAGAAUUGCUGUAUUUGUUAUAUUUGUAGUUUUACUUUUAUAUAUUCUCCUUUUGUCGAUAGAAGAUAUGAAUGAUUUUUGAGUCUUAAGUCUCAAACUUCUACUUGAAAAGUUAGUGAAUAGGGGCGCAGUGCUUGAGAAGUGAAGUAUUUUGUAGUGUAUAAGAAACGAUGUCAGAUGUGCAAUACCUUAGCCCCUGUGUAUGCAUCAGCAAUCUGUAAUGUGUUUGUUAUAUCCGAAUAUUCAGGUCUGGAUAUGGUUUUCAUACACAGACAAUUAUACACAUAGCGAGUUCUAUAGCCAUAUCAGAAAUGUGAGAACUUGUUUGUUUUUAUGCCAAAAUCCUUUUUGUAUGUUCUCAAUCAUUUGAAUUAAAUUGAAGGUACUCUCAAAUAACUGCUGUGCCAUUUAGAAACAUUCUUCAGCACUAAAAUGUUGCCCAUUGAAAAUUAAAUUUGUGACUCUUUUAGAGAAAUGUAUAUAGAAAACAAUGGAAAUUACUACAGAAAAUGUAAGCUGGUAGAAAAACAGUUGUUUUUUUUGUAUUUGAUAAAUGUAUGUUAAAAAUGCACAUGACGAAAUAAAAACUAAAUAAUU
Messenger RNA from Mya arenaria, 4408 nucleotides. Its product is annotated as serine/threonine-protein phosphatase 2A 55 kDa regulatory subunit B alpha isoform-like. The transcript is spliced from 8 exons. Lineage: Eukaryota; Metazoa; Mollusca; Bivalvia; Myida; Myidae. The record is from RefSeq and is a predicted model, not a curated record. Gene Ontology annotation, biological process: peptidyl-serine dephosphorylation. Gene Ontology annotation, molecular function: protein phosphatase regulator activity; protein binding. Gene Ontology annotation, cellular component: protein phosphatase type 2A complex; cytosol. The coding region runs from base 225 to 1691 and encodes 488 amino acids.